This is a messenger RNA of Dendroctonus ponderosae (mountain pine beetle), 2157 nucleotides long. RefSeq names its product retinol dehydrogenase 13. NCBI's taxonomy places the organism in Eukaryota, Metazoa, Arthropoda, Insecta, Coleoptera, Curculionidae. The record is from RefSeq and is a predicted model, not a curated record. Bases 427 to 1308 code for a protein of 293 amino acids. The transcript is spliced from 4 exons.
CCUCAAAUUCAAGGAAAAGACAACAUGACGAUAUGAAUAAACUCAAACAAACGGUGAUGCAUAAACUUAAACAGAAACAAAAGCAGAAACGCAAACAUAACCGAAAAACUAGAAGUUUCUUAAACAGCGGCACAUUGAGCAAUUAAUUUAUAAAUCAAACACUAUAACAAAGCACUAACGAAAAGAAAAGUAUGCAGUAAAAUUUGACUUGAAAAAUGUAACUUGAAAGUACAACUAUUAAGAUUAGAUCAGGACAGUAGAACCAAUAUUAGCCGGAAGGCAGCAACAAAACCCAUAUAAGAUAUUUGUCAGCAGUGUAUACAUUAAAUUUGGUCAAAUAAAUAUUCAAGCCAGGACUAAACAAUAAAUAAGAAAUUGUUGAAAAUUAGAAUAAAGGACUCGGAUAGCAGACCUCUCAAAGAAAGGAUGAUAUUAACACAAUCAUUUUCUGGAUUAGGACAUCAAUUAGCUAAAGAACUAGCAUGCAGAGGAUGCAGUGUAAUAAUAGCUGAUAAAGUAGAUGCAAGACGCACGGUGGAAGAUCUGAUCAAAGAAACGCAUAAUCCUAAAAUAUCCCAUCGAAUAGUAGACUUUGGUUCGUUUGCAUCAGUACAAAAAUUUGCAGAAAACUUGAAGAACGAUAUUGAUCAGUUGGACAUUUUAUGUAAUAAUGCUGGUACCGGAAUAUUGACAAAUGAUUUAACAGAGGAUGGUGUGCAGAGUAUGAUGCAGAUUAAUUACUUCAGUCACUUUCUAUUGACUCAUUUAUUACUCGAUUUGUUACUAAAAUCAACGCAAGGCAGAAUUGUGCAUACAAGCUCCAUGGCCGCUUACCUAGAGGACUUAUCAGAGGAGAACUUAAGCUUUAGGACUUACAGCUAUAAAACUCCUCUGUGUUUAGCUGCAUAUGGGAACUCAAAAUUAGCCCUGGCUAUUAUGUCAAAAAUAUUGUCCGAAAAGCUACGAGACACUAGAAUUACAUCAAAUUGUCUUCAUCCUGGUAUUGUUAAAACCAAAAUUUAUGGAUGUACAUUUUCAAAUAAAAUUGUAACGGGAUAUCUCCUCUGGGUUUGGGCUAUGCUUUUUGGAAAAAAUAUUGAAGAAGGCGUGCAAACCAUGUUGAAUUUAGCUUGUGCCGAUGAACUGGAAACGAUAUCAGGGGAAUUCUUUAUGGAAUGUAGGUCAGUGCUUCAACCAAGCAAAGUAUAUGACAAGAAGUUCUGUACAGCGAUUUGGAAUUUAUCAGAGAAGUAUGUGAACUUGCAAGAAAGUGAAAAGAUCGAAGCUGUCAUCAAUCGUAGUAAAUAAUAAUAAUGAAAAUGUUUGCGUAAUGUUUUUAAGAUACAUAUAGUUGACUAGUAUAUUAAAAGAACUGCAAAUGAAAAUAUUCUAAUUACAGUUACAAAAAUCUGCAAAAGCUCAAAACAUUAAGUAGCUUAUGUUGAUAAUUUCAUACACAACUAGCAGAAAUAUCUGCGAAUGUUGUGUAUGAAAACGAAUGCGAAAAACAAUUCUUAAUAUUAGAAAGUUGAACAACACAAAAUGCGUGCUAAGUUGCGGACAACACAAAAAUUUAUGAAAAUGAAUAACAGCAUGUUCAUAAUUAGUAUGAGUAUGUAAUCAACAGCCACCCAAGAGUAUUACGGGUUAAAGUAUUACGGAAAAAGUAUUUAACACACCAAAUAUGAAAUUUAAAUUUCUUGAAAUUGGUGAUUUCUCGGGUUUUUCUGGGCAGGAGGGAAAAUUAUGUUUUACGAGAGGCCAAAAACCCAUAAAAUUCACCAGUUACACACCAAAUAUGAAGUAAAAAUUGUGGAUUAACAGUCCAAUAGAAAGGAAUAUACCAAAAAUAUGAAAAAUAUUCCUUUCUGAAUGAGUUCGGUGAUGACAUUAGUUUUUCCGCCAAGGGUUGUAGCUUGAAGUUGCACCUUUAAAAGUUGUAUUCGAGUUUUAUUUAUUUCUUAUAUACACAAUUACUGACAAAAUCCUAUAGAAAUUUGUAUUCAAUAGCAAAACAAUGUGGUGUAAAAAUAUUGCGGAUGAUUUAAAUAGAUGAUUAAAAAGGGAAUAAUUAAUAAGAAGAAAACACCUACUCAAGGAAUACAGAUGUUAAUAUUAAGAUGUGUUGCCUACUUAUUAAAAGCCAUUUUAUUUCCA